AUGAUAUUCUCUCCCCAACCUGCACAGACCCAGGUCAUCCAGCAGGAACCACCUAGGAUGACAGUGACACAGGCGACACAGACGGAACCAGAGGCAGCUCCAACUCCAAGGGUCGAUUCUUUGGCUCCCCUCAAUGCAGUCCUGGGGCACUUUGAGAAGACGAUGGAGGUAGCCAUGGGGAAGAUGAUUUUUGCGGUCGAGUCGGUGGCACGGGCCACACGCCACGUUCAACAGUCUAUUGACGCCUUGGGGACAACAGUUUCGCAGGUAACAAGAGCGGUUGACAGACUCACAGAUGAGCAGAGACGCUUGGCGCGCAGUCGCGAAUCGACAGGGAAUCAAAGCAACAAGCGAGCGAGGGAAGACGAGGACAAAGAGAAUGACAGAGCCCUGAAGUCCGUGCAAAUGAACAUCCGCUUUGUGUUGUUAGUGACAUCAAGUUUAUCGCAUCUAAUGGGGACAGGCGCAGAUGUGUUCAUCCUGCAAACUGCGAGGCAAACUGUAUCUGAAUGUGGCCGAAAUCUAACAUUAGCUUGCAAAUUCAAGCCGGACACAUUUUGUAUUGUUUGGAAAAAUGCAAAUGAUAUGGCAACAAUAGCAGAAUGCAAACAAAAAUGGUGUAAAUUAAAUCCUAUCUAUGCUGGCAAGUACAGAAUUUCAUUCGAUUUGAAUCAGUGUAUCCUAAAUUUGACAAUGAUAAAAGCGACCAUAGAAGACAAUGGACGAAAGUUGGUGUGUUCAGAUGGAUCUCACAUAGCGUCAAAGAUUGUAAAUAUCAGAGACCGUGAGCCUCUCCUUUAUGAAGAUACAAAAUCUGGGACCAUAAUGGCGAAAUCUGGCUGCACGUCACAGAACACCAAUGUUUCUUUCAAAUGGAAAUUGAUAUCUGUUAAUAGUGAUAACGAAAAAGAGAUCGACCCGAAAAUCAGAGAGAGAAAAACAUUAAGUUGUAAAAACGAUUCUGAUUGCGGAAAUGACAAGCAAGUACAUUAUACAGAGAUAAUUGCCGUGAAUGCCAGCGUCAAUGGGAAUUACCAUUUGAAAGUCGCAGCAAUUUACGGGAAUGAAAGCAAAGAGACACAUUAUUCAUACAAGUCUAUUAUGAAAGUCCGAGAUGAAGAGCAAGACGACCUACCAAUUCUCUCCGCUGAUGAAGAACAUUUAAAUCCCGGAAGCGCAUCUAUUAAAACAAAAUAUUAUGUGGGAGGUUUUUUACUUGCAGCUGCGACUAUACUUUGCAUCUUACCCAUAUACAGGUAA
This is a messenger RNA of Ruditapes philippinarum (Manila clam), 1260 nucleotides long. RefSeq lists its product as uncharacterized. The coding region runs from base 1 to 1260 and encodes 419 amino acids. The transcript is spliced from 6 exons. NCBI's taxonomy places the organism in Eukaryota, Metazoa, Mollusca, Bivalvia, Venerida, Veneridae. The record is from RefSeq and is a predicted model, not a curated record.